AUGUUUAGACAGGUCAAGAGAAAGACUACUGGUAGAAGAAACUUUGAAGAUAAAAAGUCGUCUUUAGCCACAGCUGAAUUUACUCUACCGAAAUUAUAUUCAUCAAGACUAUCAUUUUAUGAUUUACCACCCAACCAAGAGAUUACUUUGGAGGAGUUUGAGAAAUGGGCUAUUGAUAGGUUGAAAAUUCUUAUUGAAAUUGAAUCGUGUGUUGCUAGGUCCUCAUCACAAAAGGAUGUUGAACUUGCAUUGAAACCACUCUUGCUCAAGUACAUGCCGUUGAGUCCUCAUGGAGAUGAAAAGACAGUUAUGCAGGAGCGUAUGAAGGAUUAUUAUAGUCAUUUUAUUCUUCGCUUGGUAUUUUGUCGUACUGAAGAGUUGAGAAAGAAGUUUAUCAAGAAUGAGACAAUCUUGUUUAGAAUUCGAUACAAUUCAAUGCAACCUAAAGAGCAACAAGAGUUUAUUGAGUUGAAUCUGUACAAGUUAUCGUGGUCAUACAUUUCCAGAGAGGAAAAAACUGAAUUGAUUGAUAAACUUUUCGCUGCAAGUUGUUCAAUGUUGAAGCAGCAUUAUGCAUCUGAUGGAGAAACUAAUUUGACCAAUGAUCAAGUAAAACAAUUGAUGAUUAACAAGGAAAAUUUUAUCAAAUUGCCAUUUGAAAAACUUUGUCAAUUGGUAUCAUCUAGAUCGGUUUAUUUACAAGGUGGUUAUGCUUAUUUACCUACAAGUUUACAACUGAAUUUAUUAGUGGCUGAAUUUCAAGAGAAUUUGAAUGAUAUCUUGAUCAAGACUUUUCAGGCAAUUCCAAGACUAGAAGAAGAUGACCGACUCUUGCCCUUGCUCAACCACUUGUCACGUAAUUUCUCCAACUUUCAAUAUGAGACUGAUAUCAAUAGUGAACUUGCGUCCGACAUCAAUGCCUUAUCAAUCACAUCAAAGCAAAUCAUGGCUCAUUAUCCACUUUGUGCUACCCACUUGCAACGCAAUUUGAUGGCGACUUCACAUUUGAAAUAUUUGGGACGUCAACAAUUGGGUAUUUUCUUGAAAGGAAUUGGGCUAAAUGUUGACGAAGCUGUCAAAUUUUGGGCUCAACAAUUUACAAAGAAUGGAAACAUGACUCAAGAAACAUUCAACAAAAACUACAAGUAUAACAUUCGACACCAGUAUGGUUUAGAAGGUGCUAGAAUCAAUUAUAGACCAUGGGAUUGUGCCACUAUUUUGAGUAAACCCAAACCGGGCCCCAAGGAAUAUCACGGAUGCCCCUAUCGUGAUUAUUCUGAACCACAAUUGAGAUCAAGUCUUGAAGAAAUGGGGAUCAAGAAUCAACAGGAUAUGAAUUCAAUCAUGGAUAAUGUCAAUAAUCAUGAUUACACCAUUGCUUGCACCAAAGUUUUUGAAUUGACUCAUCAAAAGGAGAUUAUGAGUGCUGCAAAGGGACAAGGGAAUCAUCCACCUCAAUUGGAACAUAUUAAUCAUCCUAAUUUGUAUUUCGAUAGGAGUAGACAAUUGGAGAGGUCCGAGUUGAAAAAGGAUGACGCGAAGGAAGAUUAA
This is a messenger RNA of Lodderomyces parapsilosis, 1551 nucleotides long. RefSeq names its product DNA primase subunit (gene PRI2). Lineage: Eukaryota; Fungi; Ascomycota; Pichiomycetes; Serinales; Debaryomycetaceae. Gene Ontology annotation, biological process: DNA replication, synthesis of primer. The record is from RefSeq and is a predicted model, not a curated record. Gene Ontology annotation, cellular component: alpha DNA polymerase:primase complex. The transcript has a single exon. Bases 1 to 1551 code for a protein of 516 amino acids.